Molecule: messenger RNA, 5070 nt
Organism: Trypanosoma grayi
Lineage: Eukaryota; Euglenozoa; Kinetoplastea; Trypanosomatida; Trypanosomatidae
Product: putative leucine-rich repeat protein
Exons: 1
Coding region: 1-5070 (1689 amino acids)
Source: RefSeq, a predicted model, not a curated record
AUGACGGAGGUCGGGGGGGAGAAGUUUCUCGGAUCAGGCGAUGACGAGGCACAGAAUGUGCGUUCUAUGCCCAACAGAGACAAAAAUACUAAGGAGCGCGCGAACGACGGCGCAAAGCGUCAGGAAACGAGGGGAGUCGUGAAUAAGAAUGGACAGAAAGGGGAGUCUGAUGCGAUUUCCUCUCUUUCUGCUUCUGCUACUCUGAGUGGACAGGUCAAAGUGGGAAGCACUGUGUACCAACGCACAACGCGCGAAGACGAAUCAGGGUUUUUUGGUGGCGGAACGGUUGCUGUGUGGACCCAGGAAGGAAAGCCGACAGAUGAGGGCUGGGCUGAGGUGACACUGGAGUCUGGCGAUGUGGUGUACAUGCAGUGGGGCAGUCCAUCGAUCACGCGCUGGCAGCUGCCGGACCCUCCAAGGGUGCAAAACCCCACAACGGUGGCGGAGAGGUCCUUUGACAUCAAAAAGGACUGGGCAGAGCAGCAGCGCAAACUAGUGCGGACAGCUGCGGCGAAGGCGCUGGACGACUGUGUCUUCUCCCGUGGCGAGGAGAAGAGCAUGCCAGAGGCGGAGCGUGCACAAAUGGUGCAGAAUAUCGCCAAUGAAUACAUGGUAGCCAGCGGUGCGAAUGGGUACGAUGAGAGCUCGGACAAGUGGCUGCGCCGUGCUGCAGGAACGGAGGUCGACACUCUCUUGGCAGCGCGGCGGAUGACGAAGACAGCGGGGUGGGCACUGCAGCAGCAGCCUGCCACACUUGUUCUGCAGGCGAAGCUUGGUCUUGUGGGGUACGUUUCACGUGAGGUGGAUGGCUCGGCCGCCGCCACGACCGCCACGGAGCCGCUGCAAGAUGAAGAGGAGCUGCUGGCACCGGAAUCACCGUUUCUCCCAUGCGCCCGCUUCCUGCGCGACCCAUACUAUGCCUCUCUCCUCGGCAGCCCAUGCGCCCGCCGCGGCUGCAAUGAACCACGGCUGGAGGCGACGACAUUCGCAGUUCCCGGCUCGGGGGAGGUGCGCGUUUUGUGUGCUGUCACCGCCUACGAAGGCUUCGAGGGACCACAGACGCACCUCUACGCCGUUGCACGCGACUGGACAGGAGCUUUUUGUUUGUUUGUUCUGGAGCCUUUUCACGACGCAGUUGAGGCGACUGUCUUGUCGGCCUACCCACUGUUGGACUCUAUCGAGCUGUCGCCUGUGUCGAAUCAGCGCGUUGACUUUCGUGUGGAUGGGACGUCGUUUGUCGCGUCUUUCAAAGACAAGCAGCACACCCAGUGGUUCCAUGACGCUCUCAAGGCAGCGAUGGCUUCCAUGUACGGCGAGGGAAACGAUUCUGAACGCAUCGUGAAGAUGCGAGCGUACAGCGUGGAGUUUGCUGCACACUACACGCAUGAUAGAAGCACCAACCUGCUUGGGGUGCUGCAUGCCAUUCUCUCCGAAACUGAGCACGUUGGUGCUAUGAUGGACGACAACUUUGCGCAGUUGCGCAUAUGCCUGCGAACACCGCAAGGGCGAGACCAGGUUUCACAGCGGUGGCUUGACUCAUCGGCAAAGCUGCUCACUGCCGGCGCCGCUGCCUGCCCCGCUGCUGUGGCCAACCACCUACGCAUGAUGGAGGAACUCAUGAAGUGCCCCACACCACACAUGGACGGCCAUAUUUCAGGCUGUCUGCAGGAUCGACUGAAGACUAUGGGGCGGGAGCUGCCGGAAUGCACAGCAAAGUGUGCCCGUCUCAGUGUUCUCCUUGGGUCUACGGAAGCUGUCAUGCUGAAGUGGGCAUCGCGCUAUGAGACCCCUGAUGUCCCCUUUGAGCCGUGCUUCCAGCCUUUGCCCCAUUCACAAGCCGCAGAAUACGAGGGGGCGCUCUUCGCGAAACGGCGAGUGCGUACCGCGGCGUAUCGCCACUCCCCCGGUAUCUAUCUGGCGGUGCUGUGCUUCUGUGGCGACAAACUUCUCACCGACAAGAGUGGGAGGCUGAUCGCGGAGGUCAUCCAGCCUGAGCCCACACGAGCAGAACUCUUACAGCUGACGGCAGACUGCGAAGACUACCGCUGGCUGCUCCGCCUCGGCGGCGCCGAUGAGAACUGGGCUGAAGAGAAGCUCCAGGAGUGGGCCGCCGUCUAUGAGGAGCGUGGCACGGAGUCGUUCAAAGGUCGCUUCAUUCGGGCAGCCAGCCGUCUACGCGACACUAAGACAUUCCCUACGCUGGGAUGCAUUUUUGACACACCCAUCCUGCAGGAGGAGGCAGGCUCAGCCUUCGUUCUCACGGUGUGCGAGGUGAAAUCGGAAGAUAUGAUCGUCCCAAGUGUUGGGAUCUGGCGCGAUGUGGGUGACGUGGAGCGCGUUGCGUACACGCAGUCUUUAAUGUGCCCGGAGAGCGCGCGUGUGGUGUCUCUCUCAAGCCGUUAUCGCAACUGUGUCCGCUACGUGGAUGCUGCUGCGCAGUACCGGGCGAGCCUUACAGAGCGCCUAGCACCGGGUUUCUACCUCGGCUUCUUUCUCUCUUCGGUAAGCGCAGAGGGGAUGACCAUGCUUGUGCCUGAAUGCAACCGAAAUCUGCCACCUCUGGUGAAGGUGAGUUCAGAGCCUCCGUCGCUGCAGCAGUGGCGGUGGCUGCAAAGUUUGAAUUACCGCCAACAGACGUUACAAACAUUCGGGUUGCCUGCGCCGGAAGAUCUCUCAACACCGCUAGAUGAGGACGCACCGUUUGAGAGCAAGGUGGGCCACGCGGUGGCAGCGCUGGAGGCGGCGGUGGGUCUGCGUGUGCAGCAGUUCUACGACCUAGAGCUCUUCGCGCUAGACGAGGAGCAGUCCAUCUACGCCUUUUUUGCUGUGGCAUACUAUCCACCACCACUGCCGCCGCUUGGUGCCAGUGCUACUGCAGAGGCACCUAAGGGCCUCGUGCCAAUGACCUUUAAGCUUGUGCGCGUGGUUGAUGACCACCACCAGCGACGCUACUGGCACCGUGUGUACGACUGCCUUGCUGAUGAGACGGAUCUCGCAUACAGGAACCUCUGUGUGAGGACACAGCCCUUCACCUCUGAUGAGGUAAUGCGCCUGAACCCCGCGAAUGAGGCCAUGCUGUAUGCGGUGGAUUUGGACAGGUACGCGCUGCUGCUGAGCUGGGCGAGGACCCUCGCGAUUUGGGUGGAGACGGACGGCUUGACGCUCGUGCAGAAGUACGCGGAACGGCUACUGGAGAGAACAGCAGGAACAACAACCACAAUGACGACAGAGACUAAAAAGCACAGCUCUAUCCCGUCUAUUGAGGAAGUGGUGGAUAUUGCCGUUUCCAACCAGGCUGCUGCGAUGGAUCCGAAUUUGUUUGCCAUGAAGUCACUGAUGCUUCAGCUGAAAACUGGUGGCAAGGGGGAGUGGGUGUCUAUCCUACAGCGUCUGCAGGAUAUCGAUGACACCAUGACAGAAGGCUACGCAGGCCGCGUUGCCCUAUCGACUCGGACAGACAACGCGCCUAUCCCACUGCGCAGCUUUGACGAAGUGCCGGUGGAGGAUGGGCUUUGUGCCGCUCGCCCCCCGACGGUGUACGAGCUGCCGUGCUCACUGAUGGAGUUCGUGUCUGGUGGAGACAACGUCGCUGAGGCGCACCUCUUCGCGCGCGAGAUCGUCGACGACAUAAUUGAUGUGGCAGUGACAGGCGGAGAGGUGGCGGCGCUCGGUCGCGUCGUGGAGAUGAUGGUGACAUGCGUAGAGACCGCUGAGGACAUGACAGAUGGCGUCGUGCUGGAGAGGCUGCGCGCGGACGCUGAAGAGGCGGCAUGGGCGGAGCGGCAGGCGUUCCUGCAGGAGUGGGGUGAACUCUGCAACGCGCAGCGCCGCCCUUCAUCGUUCGACGAUGCGCUGGACGCGGCGGUGGAGGCGCCGGAGCCGUUAUUUAGCGCCGGAUCGCAGCAGCGCGUACUCAGCGCCAGCGACGGCGUGCGUGUGUGCCUCGCGCGGGCAGCUGAGGACGCCGACCGGCUGCAGGAGCUCCUGCGCGUGGCGAACUCUGCUCUCCACAGCCUGGAGCUGGUGCAGUGUCUGCGCGAGUACAAUGACACCCUGCAAAAGCGGGAACAAGCCCUCUUCGGCCAACGCAGCAAGAACGACGGCGACAAGAGCCACCACCGCAAUCACCAUCUCCACAACAUGAAUAACACCAAUGACAAGGGUGUGGAGGGGGUGCUAAGCGUGGACUCCACCGCUGUUGUCACGCGGCCGCGACUUGUGACGCUUGUUUCCCGUGAGCAGCGCGAGAUUCCCCUCUAUGCGCUGGACCCCUUCCGUUGCUUGAAGCUGCAUGGUGAUCGUAUACGUGUGCCGUUCCUGGAGUUCGGCUACACCGAACUUCGGGUGCUCGGUGACCACAUGAACGCACCCGAAGAGGAGGUUGCCGCACAGCUUCGUGACUUGGACCCACCUGCUGACAAACAGAAGAGAAUGCUGCAUAUGGCACUGGAGCUGCAGGCCCCCCUGCUUGCUCUACGGCUUUUUCCCUUGGUGUACUGCCGCGCCACUGGCCGCUUCGGCGACGAAGCGGCGAGUGCCGUGCGGGAAGUGGUGAGGGCAAAUGAUUUCUUCCUUCGGUACGGCGUGCGUGAUUGGCUACAACUGGAGACGCUCGGUGGCCCUGCGAUCGCUAGCGGCAUGGACGUUCUUUGGUGGCUGCGCUACCAGCGGGAAGCGGGCGAUGGGGCGGAGCUGUACAGCAGCUACAGCGGCGCGUGGAAGCAGGUGUACGCGGAGACGCGCGUGCGUCUGCUACUCUCACGUGGCGCUAGCCGUGUAUCGGAGGCAGAGGCGUCGCUGUGGUUUGAGGGGCUUGGCCGUCAUGUUGCCUUCAUCAGCUUCAAGGGACAGACGCACGUCGCGGAUGCGGAGGUGGCCAUGCUGGCUGCGGCGUGCCCGCUUCUGCAGUCGCUUGACCUCUCCGGCACCGCCGUGAUGGACGAGUCGGUGCGGCUGCUGGACACGCGAUGCAAGUGUCUGGUGGAGUGCAGCGUGGCGGGGAGUCGCGUGUCGCGAGAGGCGGCAGCGCGGCUGAGCGACAUCUGCAUGCGGAAUGCGCGGAAUCGCUAA